Pyrus x bretschneideri (Chinese white pear) is the source of this 4071-nucleotide messenger RNA. RefSeq names its product peroxisome biogenesis protein 1. Gene Ontology annotation, molecular function: ATP hydrolysis activity; ATP binding. Bases 158 to 3568 code for a protein of 1136 amino acids. NCBI's taxonomy places the organism in Eukaryota, Viridiplantae, Streptophyta, Magnoliopsida, Rosales, Rosaceae. Gene Ontology annotation, biological process: protein import into peroxisome matrix. The record is from RefSeq and is a predicted model, not a curated record. The transcript is spliced from 18 exons. Gene Ontology annotation, cellular component: peroxisome; peroxisomal membrane; cytosol.
AAAUCAAUGGGAUAAUUUGGUGGGAGGGAGGAUGACGUAAUUUUACUCAACUCGAGAAAGCCUCGGGGGACGACCGUUUUCCGGCACUGCUCAAGCUUGACUCUUUAUCUUCUUCCCGAAACGAAGCUCUACUCCGUCUCUCUGAUUCUUUCCGGCCAUGGAGUUUGAGGUCCGGUUAGUCGGAGGCAUAGACAACUGCUUCGUCUCCCUCCCCCUGUCCCUAAUCCAAACCCUCCACUCCUCCUCCCCAUCCCUCCCGCCAGUUCUCGCUCUCGAGCUCCGCUCUUCCUCCACCGCCGACCGCUGGAACGUCGCUUGGUCCGGCGCCACCUCCGCUUCUCAGGCUAUUGAGGUUGCUCAGCAAUUUGGGGAUUGCAUUUCGUUGCCAGAUCGCGCUAGGGUUCAAGUUCAAGCUCUUUCGAAUGUGCAGAAGGCUACUCUGGUCACUAUUGAGCCUUCCACUGAGGAUGAUUGGGAGGUUUUGGAGCUUAAUGCUGAGCUAGCAGAGGCUGCAAUUUUGAAUCAGGUGAGGAUUCUCCGUGAAGAAAUGAGAUUUCCUUUGUGGUUGAAUGGCCGCACUUCCAUUACAUUCCAAGUUGCUUCAACCUUCCCGAAGAAAUUGGUGGUGCAACUGGUGCCAGGGACUGAAGUUGCAGUUGCUCCAAAGAGACGCAAGACUGUCAACCCACAUGGAGAUCCUUCCAUGCUCUCUUCUAACGGAAAGUAUCAUAUUUCAAAGGCACUACUGCGCGUUCAAGAUCCGGACAGGAGAUUAGUUCACAAAAGUUAUGUCAAGGGCGUUGAGCUUGGAGUUGUUCUCACUUCUGUUGCUAUGGUUCACCCAGAAACAGCAAAAAUGUUCUCCUUACAAUCUCCUCAGUUCGUAGCUGUAGUGCCAAGAUUAUCACCAAAAGAGAGCAUGAAAAAUUCUGAAAAUGAUGGGUUGAAAACAAGAAGCAGUUCAACUCUGAAGGAAUCUAACAGUGGAAAUGACAAAAAGGACAAUCGUGAAGUAAUUGUUCGGCUGUUGAUUUCUGAUUCAGUUGCUAAAGGGCAUGUUAUGAUUGCCCAAUCUCUUCGUCUUUAUUUGAGAACUCGUCUGCAUUCAUGGGUUUAUUUGAAGGUAUGCAAUGGUAUUUUGAAGAAUGACAUUCCAUUCCUUUCACUUUCUCCUUGUCACUUUAAGAUAUUGAAGGACAAAGCUGUUGAAAGAAAUGGUCUAGAUGUUCUUGAAAGGCAUAAACUUCGCAAGAAGAAAAACAUGCUUCUGACGACCGGCUCAAGCACCUAUAUAGAUGUUGCUGAUUGGUCAACCCAUGACAAAGUUGUUGCUGGUUUUUCAUGUGAAUCUUCUUGCAAAGAAGAUGAAGAGGCAGCUCCGCAUUCUGACGAGUUAAAGGGAGUAGAGAGUCUUGUUAAAGCGUGGGUCCUUGCACAAUUUGAUGCUAUUGCUUCCAAUGCAGGAGAAAAAGUUAAUUCCUUAGUUUUGGGAAAUGAAACUAUACUUCACUUUGAAGUGAAGGGGCAUAAAUUUGAGAUUGAGGAAAAGCUACAAGAAUCAUCAGAUGGAUCCCUUGAAAACAAAAAGAAGAAUGCUGAGCAACCAGUUGAAAUCUUGUAUGUACUGAAAUUCUCCAAUGAAUCUCAACUUGCUGGAAAUGCAUAUGAGCUUGUAUUUGAUGAAAGAAACGAAGGUAACAAUAAUAUUGGAGGUGUAGAGUCAAUUGGCAAGCUGAAGGUGGUCGAUCCUAAGAUGGCCGAUCCUGUGACCUUUAAUUCAGUUAGAGAGAGAAUGUCUGAAAAAGAUAUCAAUUCUGAUGUAUCAACCUUGAGCUGGAUGGGGACAAUUGCUUCUGACGUUUUAAAUAGAAUGUUGGUGUUGUUAUCUCCUGCUUCUGGGGCAUGGUUCAGCUCACACGAUCUUCCUCUCCCUGGACAUGUUCUGCUAUAUGGACCUCCUGGUUCGGGAAAGACAUUAUUGGCGAGAACUGUUGCUAAGUGUCUCGAAGAACAUGAAAACCUCUUAGCGCACAUAGUUUUUGUACCUUGUUCUCAACUUGCCUUGGAAAAGGCCUCGACCAUUCGCCAAGCGCUUUUGAGCUAUAUAUCUGAGGCUUUAGACCAUGCUCCAUCUCUUGUAAUUCUUGAUGAUCUUGAUAGCAUUGUUUCAUCCUCUUCAGACUCCGAAGGAUCUCAAGCUUCAACCUCUGUGCUUGCACUGACAGAAUUUCUCAUUGACAUUAUGGAUGAAUAUUGGGAAAAAAGGAAGAACACAUGUGGAAUUGGUCCGCUUGCAUUCAUAGCUUCAAUAAAGUCUUUAGAGAGUAUACCACAGUCAUUAAGCUCUUCAGGAAGGUUUGAUUUUCACGUGCAAUUGCCUGCUCCUGCUGCCUCAGAACGUGCAGCCAUUUUAAAGCAUGAAAUUCAGAGACGCUGUUUACAAUGUUCUGAUGAUAUCUUAGAAGAUGUAGCUUCCAAAUGUGAUGGCUAUGAUUCAUAUGAUCUGGAAAUCUUGGUUGAUAGAACUGUUCAUGCUGCCAUUGGUCGUUUUCUGCCUCAUCAUUUAUCUGUCGACAAGUGUGAAAAGCCCACUUUACUUAGGGAUGAUUUCUCUCGGGCAAUGCAUGAUUUCCUUCCAGUUGCCAUGCGCGACAUCACUAAAUCUGCUCCUGAAGGUGGCCGGUCUGGGUGGGAUGAUGUUGGCGGUCUUGUUGACAUCCGCAAUUCAAUUAAAGAGAUGAUUGAAUUGCCUUCAAGGUUUCCAAAUAUAUUUGCGAAAGCUCCUUUAAGGUUGCGAUCAAAUAUUCUAUUGUAUGGUCCACCUGGCUGUGGAAAGACACACAUAGUUGGUUCUGCUGCUGCAGCUUGUUCACUUAGAUUUAUAUCCAUCAAGGGACCUGAACUCUUGAAUAAAUACAUUGGCGCUUCUGAGCAAGCUGUUCGGGAUAUAUUCUCCAAAGCUGCUGCUGCAGCACCAUGUCUUCUCUUUUUUGACGAAUUUGAUUCCAUAGCCCCCAAAAGAGGGCAUGACAAUACUGGAGUAACUGACCGUGUCGUCAAUCAGUUUCUGACCGAAUUGGAUGGUGUUGAAGUUUUGACUGGUGUUUUUGUUUUUGCUGCGACAAGUAGACCAGAUUUACUUGAUGCUGCACUGUUGAGACCUGGUAGGCUAGAUCGCCUUCUGUUUUGUGAUUUUCCAUCUCUGCGUGAAAGGUUGGAUAUUUUGACGGUCCUUUCGAAAAAGCUACCAAUGGAUGAUGAUGUGGAUUUAAGAGCCAUAGCUUAUAUGACUGAGGGAUUUAGUGGGGCCGACCUUCAAGCUCUGCUCUCAGAUGCUCAGCUUGCAGCAGUGCAUGAGAUUCUAAAUGCUGAAGAUACCAAUGAUCCAGGGAAGAAGCCAGUUAUUUCUGAUGCUCUCUUGAAGUCUACUGCUUCGAGGGCAAGACCAUCCGUUUCUGAAGCUGAGAAGACAAGAUUGUAUGGCAUUUACAACCAGUUCUUGGAUUCAAAGAGAUCUGUUGCUGCACAGUCGAGAGAUGCAAAAGGCAAGAGGGCAACCCUAGCAUGAUUUACGAGUGAAUUUAAUGACCUAAUGUUCUUCAGGAAAUCAAAAUCCAGAAUGGUUGCUUGACCAUUUUGGCAACGCUUCUGAUGGUGCGGCCUUCACUUUAUGUCGCUCUGCUGAUGCUGCUGCUUCAGAUGACCUUUGCCAAAGAGAUAGAUAGCAGCGUCGUACGCCCAGGGUAGGUUUGGCAGCAAAGGAUGGGUGAGAACUGAGAACAGGUUUGCAAUAAAUUUUCAUCUGGACUCGUAGUUUGAUAGAAUAUCAAAAUUCCAAUGAUUUUUGUUCUUGAAUAUAGUGGCUAUACACAGUAGUUCAGUCCUGGACAUUAAGAAUAGCGCUUGAGAGGCUUAGCGUGACUGUAGCGCUACUUGGGAUUAAUUUGUCUGUAACUAGAAGGGAUUCAUAUAUUUUUGAACUGUUACGAAGGUCCCCCUGGAGCAAUAAGAGGGUUCAUGUAAACAAGUGAACCCGUUGGUUUAUUUAUGAAAUAUCAGAUUUCCUUUUCA